AUGCCGACUCCAUCAGCGGCUGAAGUUCAACCGUCAGCAGCCUCCGCGGCUGCGACGGCAGUGUAUCAAAUCUCAGAGAACUUUCAACGGGUUGUGGACCAAAUCGUGCAGCAGCAUCUUAUCGAGCUGGCUGAAGCGGAUGGGCACUCUCAGCAGCAACGGCGACCGAGCCUGGAGAAAGAUGCUAGCAAAGCAAGCAAAAUCACCAAGGACAUGGAUGAAUCCGCGCGGUCCCAGAAGUUAGAGCGUCUGAACUCCCUGGAGACCAACCGUGAGUCAAGCGGCAACAAUUUGGCUAAGAAGUUCAAGGAACGAUGCUUGGAGACACGUCGUCAGCCGCCUGAAGUUCAAGCGAACCAGGUGCUCAAUGCGCUGGCCCACAAGGACACGCCCCCGGAAAAGUUCUUCAACACGCCGUCUCCAUCGAUUGGUGGAGUCUUCGGCACCCAUCAGACGUUGUUUGAGCUGGACCUCGACGGAACGGCCACGCCCCAGAUGUUGCGUGAUGCGGUCACCGAGGAAGUCAGCGGCAUCACGACGCGCAUGACGUCGGAUAGCAUUCGUUCAUGGCUCGGUUCUCACAAGUUCGACUUGGUCCUGACGGCACUGCUGUGCUUGAACGUGAUCUGGAUGAGUCUGGAGCUGCAGGUCUCCGGCUCGUACACCGGAUUUCGUUUGAACGUCAACGCUUACACCCUGCUUCCGGCAGAGUGGGAAGAGUCUGCGACGCGGUUUUUUCAGACCGGUGACCUCAUCUUCACCUCUCUGUACACGUUGGAUGUGAUUGUCCGCAUCAUCGCACUUAGAAGACAGUUCUGGCAUCAGUGCAUGAACUACUUGGACGUCCUGGUGACUCUGGUCUCGAUCAUUGAGGUCAUCAUGGUCACACCCGUGAAUCCCUUUCUAUUCCGGCUGCUGCGGAUCGGGAAACUGGCUCGCGCCCUGCGCCUGAUCACCUUGUCAAACGUAUUGCAGUCUCUGGAGCUGCUCACGAAGUGCUUACAAGCCAGCGUCGAGAUGCUGUUUUGGACCUUUUGCCUGUUGAUAUGCAUCCAAUGUGUGGCUGGGAUGCUUGUUAGUGGCCUCUGCCGUGACUACAUCGAGGACGAGACAAAUAACCCACAGAUCCGGGAACAAGUCUUCCGCUACUAUGGAACCUUCUCUCGCACGCUGCUGUCCAUGUUCGAGAUUCUCUUCGCGAAUUGGGGACCCCCAUGUCGAGUCGUGGUGGAGAACAUCAGC
Molecule: messenger RNA, 1242 nt
Organism: Symbiodinium necroappetens
Lineage: Eukaryota; Dinophyceae; Suessiales; Symbiodiniaceae
Source: the annotation of a GenBank genome assembly